CGCCAUUUCUAAUCAGCUGGUUUCGCGUGGGUCUGCCAUUUUGCUCCAUAUGAACGAGAGAGAGAAAAAAACACAGAGAAAAAGAGAAAGAUACGACUUCACCAUCAGCAUAUUUUGUGUAUUUGCGACACUUUGUAUUUAUCAGUAUUUCAAUAUAUAUGCUGUUUAUUAUUAGUAGUAAAAAAUGGCCGGCGUUAGCGACUGGUUUGGAAUUGGAAGUACGGUGGCAUGCAAAACGUGUUAUCAAAAAGUAAUUGAAGGUGAAGUGUUGGCUUUUGAUCCACAAACAAAAAUGUUAAUACUUCAAUGCCCAUCAUCAACUGGAAGAUCUUCACUUAAUGAUGUGCAUAUAGUUAACUUAUCACUUGUGUCAGAUGUACAAGUUAAAAGAGAAGUUAGUCCAACGCCGAUUGAACCACCACAAAGUUUAAAUUUGCACAGAAUAAAUACAAGAGUACGUAAUCAGAUUGAAGAAAAAAAACGUAUGGUUAAAGCAAUACAAGCUGGUGUAUCACCAGAUGGACAAAAACUUUUUAUUGCUAUUGCCAAAACAAUACAAGAAAUAACGUGGUCUGGACAAAAUAUUGUUGUUCUAAAUACUGUUACAAUUGUACCACCAUAUAAAGUUGAUAAUAUACAAGGAAAUAUUGAGUCAAAGCCAUAUUUGCAUAUUAAAAAAGUGGUGGAAAAACAUUUAAAGGAUACAGCAGUAGCAGCAGCAUCAUCAGCAGAUACACUGCUAAAAGAUCCACAGCCACAAUUGCUAACACAAAAAACAAGCAGUACUCAGUAGAAAAAAAAAAAAAAAAAAGAGAAAAAUAAAAAAAAAAAACUAUAAAAGAAAUAAAAUCAUUCUAAAAAAAUUAUUCGUUGUUGAAAUACAUCAAAACACAAAGAAAAGACUACUAGAAAUAAGAAAUUUAAUUAAACAAAAACAGCAAAUACAAUUAGCCUUGAAUAAUUUUUUUUUGUUUUUUUUUUUUUUUCAAUUCUUAUUUGAAAAAAUAUGCAAUAGAUUAUUUUACUUACUUUCAUCAUUGAUGAAUACUUUUGUUGCACAAUAAAAAGGUGGCUAAAUCAUUUUUAUUUGCAUCAAAAAGUGAGUCAAGUGUAAAAAUUUAUUUACUAAUGAGAGAAAAUCAAUCGAAAUUAAUAGUAAAUAAAGUGAUCGCUUUCAUCAAACAGUUAUUUUUUUUUUUUUUAUUUAUUUUUUAUUUUUAUUGAAAAGAGAUUUUGUUUUUUUUUAAAUAACAUCAAUCAUGUGCAUGUGAAAGUAAAGAAAAAAACAAACAGCCUGUUAAAUUGUGAAGAGAAAAACAUAUUGGCUUAGAUCUUGCCUACAUUAAAUCACGUGAAAUACAA
This is a messenger RNA of Aphidius gifuensis, 1362 nucleotides long. Its product is annotated as protein LSM12 homolog. NCBI's taxonomy places the organism in Eukaryota, Metazoa, Arthropoda, Insecta, Hymenoptera, Braconidae. The transcript is spliced from 3 exons. The record is from RefSeq and is a predicted model, not a curated record. Bases 185 to 793 code for a protein of 202 amino acids.